Messenger RNA from Acanthaster planci (crown-of-thorns starfish), 3868 nucleotides. It is a transcript of the gene pih1d2, whose product is annotated as PIH1 domain containing 2. Gene Ontology annotation, cellular component: R2TP complex; cytoplasm; ribonucleoprotein complex. Lineage: Eukaryota; Metazoa; Echinodermata; Asteroidea; Valvatida; Acanthasteridae. The record is from RefSeq and is a predicted model, not a curated record. Gene Ontology annotation, biological process: box C/D snoRNP assembly; rRNA processing.
AGUACCUAUACCGUGCACGCCAUGUCUACCGCAUCAAGUACCAUGGCAACUUGUCCAAGAUCAUGUGAAUAAAGUGGCAUACGCAGUCCUUCCAUUUUUCUCUGAGUUUUUCAGGGUUGCGUUGCAUACGCCUACAUGGGCCUCUGCUUUGGUGGUGUGAAAUCGGCAGGUUCAACUCGAAAGUUGUUAAUGUUAUUCCCCAACUUUGGUCGAAACCAUGGCAACAGGUGCCCAAGAUGACCUGAUGAAGCAGGCCCAGCACAUGUGGUCCAUGUUGGAUGAGCUGGCAGAGACAGACGUAGAUGCCUACAAGAAGUUCAUCCAGACAAACCUGCAGCAGGGCAAGAAGGAGUUGGCUCUGGCCAAGCCCUGGAUGUGCGUCAAGACAAGAAUUUUGAAGCCUUACAAAGCCACAUUGUACAUCAACAUCUGCAGUUGGUCCCGCAUUGACAAACCCAGAACGAGCACAGACCCUAUCAAGGUCACUGCUGGACCAGUUCAAGAUGGGCACGAUGAAACAGGUACCUUCAAGGUGGUCCGUGUGGCCUUCAAUCCAGAUGUAUUGGAGGAGUGCAGCAAGAGAUCAGAAGAGAAGGACAUGCUAAUAGGAAAUGCCAUCGACUACCUCAAGGAUGAGAAGAAGUUGCACCUGUCGUCCAGUUACCACAUCUGCGAUGACAUCCGAUUCAAGGGGGAUCCCAUGGAUCUGGGGGAUUUCUUCUGCUCAGGAGUGAGAGCGAGACAGAAGGUGGAAGAGGAGCAGAGCGCCAGGAACCUGAGUAAGCUGACGCCUGAUUUGCUGCUGAGCCAGCUCAAGGUGUCAGAUGACCAAUUGGGAGCCACUACCGUCAGCCCGGAUGUGACUCUGCACUCGAGCUUGAAAUCUGACAAACUGAAAGGCGGCUUGAUCCAAGAGAUUUCCAGUCAGGACGUUGGGCUAAAGUGCCCUGAGUAUGACGUGAGGUUGAAAGAGGCAGAUGCUAAGAGGCAGCAAAGACUCGUGGUCAGGAUUCUGCUGCCCGGUGUUCAUUCUGUUGCUGACUGUGAGCUAAAUAUUACCCAGGAAGAACUAAGUCUCACGGUGGCAGACAAAUUUGAGUUACAUCUGCCUCUACCAGAGGCGAUAAGAGAAGAUGAUUCUACGGCCAAGUUCAACAGCAAAACAUCCUCACUAACUGUUGCCAUGCCGACCAGGACCUUCGAGAGUUGACGGCUGCUCUGACACUCACCACCAAAAGACUGUGCAGCGGAUGUGUGCAGGCUGGAAAGGAUGUCUGCCGAGGCAUGAUUCUGGGAAUGAGCUCAAGCAUGGAUCUGACAUUUAAAAACAAGCAACAAAAGUAGUUCACCAACUUUUGUGCAUAAGAGUUAUUCAGAGUUGAAAUGCAAUAGGGAUGGGCAAGGGAACCUGGUGCCUGAGUGCCCAAGUACCUGGCUGACGAUGUCAUAAAGCAUUGGAGGUCAUAUUCCAUCGUCACAAGUUGUGCACAGUAGCUUCAGGUAAAGACAGAGAGAUCUCAAUCAAAUAGAAGACCUAGAUACACAGAAUGCUAAAACAGAUGUCUCAUACGUGCAGAGGUUGUUGAUGAGUACUUUGGACACAAGGUGGUAGUUGCAAUUGAGAAUGCCUCUCCAAGUCCGUCUUUUCUCUAGAUUGUGGGAUACUUUUCUUUUGCAAGGGUGCAGGUACACCUGUUUAAUUACUUUCACAAGGGACCCAGUUCCCACAUGACCCGUGAAUGUUCACCAUUACAAUGCAAUUUUCUCUACGUCUGUAAAAGUGACAAUAACAGAUUGUCACACUGACAAGAUACACGUUCAUGUACCCAUUAAUUUAACGAUUGAGCUUAGUGUGGUGCAAACUACUGUGUCGAUUCAAACCAACGAUCCAUUGCUGAUCAUCUCGGUGGUUCUGGGGAUACGGCAUUUGCUCUAGUAAAGAGGUCAUUGGUUCAAAUCUCACCAGAACGAGCACGUUUCCCAACUCAUUGAAGCUCUGAGGAAGCAGUUACAACUUGUCGACAUGAAGAGUGAAUUCUUAUCAUUAUAGACACUCCAGCAAUACAGUUUUCCCUUGUCAACUUGACAAACUUUGCAGUGAGUGAUGCGAAUGAUAACAGAUAAGAGAAUGCAGCUCUUGGUUCAUUUGAGUGGUUUGUGACUCGUAAGUGGUUGACUCAUGACGACUUGUUUGCAUCUUUUGGAAUCGAUUUGAAACCCAUGAGGCUGGUCUGGAGAAUUCAAGUGUACAUCAUCAUCAGGGCUGCAAAGCCUGCAGUUUACAUGUACAUGCCGCAGCAAUGAUUGGCUUACCAACAGCAGGUUAGCAGUGGGAUAAGCUAUGUGUCAUAUCUGUGCAUCUUGCAAAGUUCAGGUUGUCGGCUGACGUAAUUAAUGGGCCUGGGCUGAUAAAUAUUUCUUCCGGGCAAAAUUACAGUUGAAAUUGUGACACACAUACCUCUAAGUAAACCAUUACAGCGAGGUAAAAAUCUGCCCAGGGGAUAUCAAUCAGCCAUAAUUUGCCUGGGUGAAAUACUAAUCCGCCUGGGUGAAUAAGUGUCAUUUAGUCAUGAAUACAGAUUCGUUAAAAUACACUGUUGCUACAUGUAUGUCAUGAUAUUUUAGGUAAGCUGGACACAAGUACCCAAGGCCACCUGUGGCUGUACAUGUACAUGGGUCCCUACAUUAUCUCCAGAUGCCCUCCAAAUGUCAAUAUCUAAUGUGUGGUAUAGUGGCGCAUAAAUUAAUCUCGGAGGAUGAACCUUUAUUUCCAAAAUUAUGCAUUGAUGGCCACGGUGGUAAAGGUGAGCUGCCCAUUGAAAAUGAACAGGGGGACUGAAUUCGACACCAUUUUCUCUUCGUUUCUGUAUCUUGGAACGAUUUCAAGAGAUAUAUGUAAAAAUCACCAUGGCUAUUACUUUGUGGUCUUGGUGCGAUUUUCUUGGGGAGGGGGCUCAAAAUAAAGACUUCCACAAUUUCUUUUCCAAAAUUUCUCUCGUCUCAGACACACAAAGUUGAAUAAAACAGCAGGGCUCCCUUCCAGAUGAGCUGAAGAGAGAACUUUGCAUGACAUGUAUGUUGGGGUACCGUUCUCCACCCACACUCGACCAGAAUCAUGGGCCAUGAAGUUCUUCAAUUUUUGGUUUCAAUUCUCCUUUCGUCGCUCUGAGUGGUUUUCUCCCUGAUUUGUUUCCAGCUAAGUGUAAGCAAUGGUUUGCUCUGGGAAACUUGAAGUACAUUGCAUUGCACAGUCGAACCAGUCCAUUCUUCAUGGUUUUAUUACUGAUAAUGCAAAGUUCCUGCAGUAACAAAGUUAUUUGCAAAGUCCGCAUGACUGUAUAUGCUAUCAUCCCAUAGGAAGAGGAAUUUCAAUAUAAUAAUUCGGUUUGUGUGUCAGCGAUGAAGCGUGACAGAUGACGAAACUGUGCGGCGUGAUUGAGAAACGAGGCUACGUGUAGCCCUUUAGAAAGGCUUUAAGUCAACUGUUUGAUAGUUUCCCACAUCAGAGUUAUUUAUUCUACGCACUUAAUUUGGAGCCUUGUUACGCCUCAAAGAGCCGGGGUUUUUUUGGCCUUGUCACAGCUUGGGGGGGAUCUGCCCCCCCCAGAUCUCGGCCAUACGACGAUUUAUUUCAAUAAAAUUUGGCAGUGUCAUAGAGGCAUACAUACUAACCAUCUGUGUGAAAUUCUAUGUAAAUUAAGGGUUUGCAUAAAAGUGAGCCAUUAAUUAUUCAUGAUACCAUUUUUUAAAAUUUUUUGAUUGUCGGGUGAUUUUAUUGCAUUUUUCACAUCAAAGAUGCUCUAUGGCUUGUAUAUUCAGUGAAAUGAAACCAGAAAUGCUGUGAGCUGUAUACAGCAAUAUGCAUAAG